CAGAUUCAAAUCCCUAACAAAAUGAAACUCCCAAAAUACCCGUGGAAGAGGCAGAAAUCCCCUGUAUAUCCUUGCUUGGUUCAAUGUUCAAUCGGGGAGUGUGUAUAUAUGUAAAAACCCUUCACAACCAAAACUCUGAAUUUCUUUCCUUGUAUAAAAGUUAUUGACUUUUGAAUUUUACAGAGACAAAAACUGUAAAAACUGAGUUUGAAAUUUCAAUAGAAAGAGAGAUUGGAAAGGGAAUGGAGGGAGCAGCAGCAACAGCAGCAGGGCAGUACAACCCACGUACAGUGGAAGAAGUUUUCAAGGAUUUCAAGGGCCGCAGAGGUGGUUUGGUUAAAGCUCUCACUACUGAUGUUGAAGAGUUCUAUCGGCAAUGUGAUCCGGAGAAGGAGAAUCUGUGCUUGUAUGGCUUUCCUAGUGAACAAUGGGAAGUCAGUUUACCUGCUGAAGAAGUGCCUCCAGAGCUUCCUGAGCCUGCACUUGGCAUUAACUUCGCAAGAGAUGGCAUGCAGGAAAAGGACUGGUUAUCCUUGGUGGCUGUCCAUAGUGAUGCGUGGCUGCUUUCUGUGGCCUUCUAUUUUGGUGCUAGAUUUGGGUUUGAUAAAGCUGACAGGAAGCGACUUUUCAAUAUGAUAAAUGAUGUCCCGACAGUAUAUGAAGUUGUGACGGGUGCUGAUAAGAAACAAGCAAAGUCUGUAGCCAAUCACAAUAGCAACAAAUCCAAGUCAAACUCUAAAGUGCAGCGAGAAUCUCAGGGAAAGUACUCAAAAGCACCACAGCCGAAGGAUGAAGAUGAGGGCGUAGAUGAAGAAGAGGAGGAGCAUGGGGAGACAUUAUGUGGUGCAUGUGGUGAGAACUAUGCAUCUGAUGAAUUCUGGAUUUGCUGUGACAUCUGUGAGAAGUGGUUCCAUGGAAAGUGUGUGAAGAUCACCCCUGCUAGAGCUGAGCAUAUUAAGCAGUACAAGUGCCCAUCCUGCAGUAACAAGAGAGCUCGCCCUGCAUAGGGAUCAGGCCUGUGGUUCUUUGCCUUUGAAUUCUCGUUUGGUGAACUCCUAAUUGACUUGUUAAUCUGUUCCUCUCUUGGAUCUUUUAUUAAUGCAGUGUGUUAGUGGGUAGAGCAAGUGUACUUUUAUCUGGUAGUUUCCAAUAUGUGUAGCUGUAGUUCAUGUAGGAUUUUUUUAAGUUGGAAACUCCUCAUUCUCUCUUCCAAUUUACUAGGAAAUAUCUUUUCAA
Manihot esculenta (cassava) is the source of this 1236-nucleotide messenger RNA. Its product is annotated as PHD finger protein ALFIN-LIKE 3. Gene Ontology annotation, cellular component: nucleus. Bases 243 to 1007 code for a protein of 254 amino acids. The record is from RefSeq and is a predicted model, not a curated record. Gene Ontology annotation, molecular function: transcription cis-regulatory region binding; transcription coregulator activity; histone binding. The transcript is spliced from 5 exons. Lineage: Eukaryota; Viridiplantae; Streptophyta; Magnoliopsida; Malpighiales; Euphorbiaceae. Gene Ontology annotation, biological process: regulation of DNA-templated transcription.